AUCCAGGGCAGAGCUGAGAGAACGCUGAACUGAACCCACGAGCCCAUGCUGCCAUGGACGCAAAACACCGCGGGCUCCGCGCUUGGCCCGCGAGCCGCGCCGCGUGGCGGCCGAAGCCGGCUACGCCGGGUCGGCAAUGGAAGCCAUGCCCGCACAGCCGCUGUCGCGGCCACGUUCGGAGUGGUGCGGGGGGCGCGACAAAGGGUCCGUGCUGAGAAGUCCUCCGCGGUGUGGCUGGGCCACGACGGGUCAGCGGAGGCCGCAGAGUUCCUGGAGCUUUUGGCCCAGCGGCAGCUGCUGGGCGCAGCGCAGCUGCUGAGCGCUUUGGGCACCCCGUCCGAGGUCGACGGCGACGACUUUGGCCGCGUGUGGGCGCUGCUGCCGGGGCGAUCGCCGCGGGUGCUGAAGCGCUUGGACGAGCAGAGCUGGGCCCUAGAGCCGCCCUCUGUGGGCCAGAGCUAUGAGUGGGAAACCUGGGCAUACCUGCAGACGCUUCUGGGCAAAAGGUGGUGGGACGCUUACUGCUGGGAGUACUGGCGGUUUCUGGCGCCUCUUCCGCGAGAAGAUGCGCUGGAGCAGCUUCGUCGCCUGCAGGAGGCCGCCACAACAGAGGCUUGGUGGAAGCUGCCGGAGAACAGACCUGAGAUCGCGAGCAUGCUGCGGGACCAUGGCUUUUGCGCCCUGGAUGCCUUCCUGCCCUCAGGUCUGGCUGCGUCUGUGGCCUCGGCGGCCAAGGCGGCCUACGCGCGCAAGGAGAUGGGCCUUGGGGUGCUGAGCACCGGAGCCAGCUUCGCCCGCGGGGACGCGGUGCUCUGGGUGAACACCCAGGACCCCUCCACUGCGGGAAAGUCGGCAAAGCUGGCGCCGAAGGAGGGGCAGUCCUCCGCUGCUGUGCCGGAGCUCGCGAUGGUGCUGGAGCACAUCGACGGCUUGGUGGCGCAGCUCGCGCCGGAGUUCGAGCGCAUGCAGUGCAUCCGGACCCGGAGCCACGCGAUGUUCACCUGCUACCCGGAAGCGGCGGCUGCGGAGCUGCUGGACGCCACCGGAAAGGUGUGGACGGGUCCAUUCGCCGAUGGCACGGCGCAGGGCUACUUGCGGCACUUGGACAAUGUCCGGCAGCAAGGCCACUGCGGCCGGAUUUUGACCACCAUCCUCUACUUGAACGAUGACUGGCGCGAAGCGGACGGCGGCGCCAUCCGACUCUUCGAGGCGUCGCCUCCGCUCCAAGUGCGGGCAGAGCUUCUUCCGGAAGGCAACCGCCUGCUCUGCUUCUGGGCGGACGAGGUGCCCCAUGAGGUGCUGCCGCCAAAGCGAGAUCGCUUCGCCUGCACCUUUUGGUACCUGGAUCGGGACGCCGACCCGUCGUCGGUGGCCUUUGCUGAGGCUCCAGCGGUUCAGGUGGCCAGAGCGGCGGGCACCGACUUCUUGGAUUGAAGAAUCCGAGAAGUUCUCUCCAUGGUUCAGUUGGAACACCCGGUCCAAAGUCGCACUGGC
Effrenium voratum is the source of this 1494-nucleotide messenger RNA. NCBI's taxonomy places the organism in Eukaryota, Dinophyceae, Suessiales, Symbiodiniaceae. The record is from the annotation of a GenBank genome assembly.